AUGACAAAUCAGGAACAAUUGGAGAUCCCAAAAGUUUCCACCUGCAUCUCGUUGGAUUCGAAUCAAACCUUGCAGAUUGACAGUGGUCACCAGUCGAUGAAUUCGCUGAAUCCCCAAUAUGAUGACACUGGGGGCAAGAAGAGGUCGUUGGGGAAUGGUUGGAGCCACAAGUAAGUCGAGAAAAAUCUUAGCGAAAGUUUUGAAAAUUUAGUUCGCAAAGGGAAUACAGUUAAAGUUUGGAGCUUAGAUUUUGCGGAAUAUAAGACAAAAGUGGGAGUAAAAGUCCUCGACUGUAGGUGUAAAGAGAAUGUAGAAUGCGAUUGACCGAUUUAGCUGAUAUGUGCGACAUUUGUAAAAGUCUGGAGCUUCGAUUUUGAUAAUAGCUGGGACACGUUUUCUAAGACACAUGCGAGAUUUUUAGCUUGCGUUUUGCAGAAACCGCGGAGAUUUUUAGGCCGAAAUUUCUUGCACUUUCGGCCUAAAAAUCUCAGCAGUGAAAACUGCAAACUAAAAAAUCUCACAUGUCUUAGAAAAUGUGUCUCAACUAUCAUCAAAAUCGAAGCUCCAGACUUGAACAAAUGCCGCAAAUAUCAUCUGAAUUAGUCAAUCGCAUUCUACAUUGUCUUUACACCUACAGUCAAAGGCUUUUACUCCCACUUUUGUCUUACAUUCCGCAAAAUCUAGGCUCCAAACUUUAACUGUAUUCCCCUUGCAAACUAUAUUUUCAAAAGCUUUAACAAAUGUCACAAAUAUCGUCUGAAUCAGUCAAUCGCAUUCUACAUUCUCUUUACGCCUACAGUCAAAGGCUUUUACUCCCACUUUUGUCUUAUAUUCCCUCAUUUCCUUCCCCUUUCCCUUCGAUUAUACCACGUCCAGAACGCCCUUCCCGAUAUCCCCCAUCCCUCCACAAUUUGCCCUCUUAUGGUCAGCGUUGGGACAUUCGUGGGCUUUCUUUUGUCGCCCUCUCUCUACUUUUUGCACGUUUAUGUGUUCGCUUCGCUCUGUGCCUCUCUUAGAACGCGGUGAGAGUCACAAAAAACCCCCGGACCACAGGAAGACGGCCGGGCGUUCGCUUGCCCUCUUUUUUUUGCUCCAAUUUGAACUUUAAACUUUGCAAAAACUUUCUGAAUGAUCCGCCCGAAUGUUGCUAAUUUUAGCCGUCAACGUUUCUUGAUCCUUUUCCGAGAUUUCGUAGGCUAGGACGUGGAAAAAGGGCGUUUGCGGAAAAAUGCUAGAAAUUUUUUGUAAAGAGCGGGAAUUUUUGGGGAUUCAAAAAGUCCAUUGGCUUCUUUGGCCACCCUCUUCCGUUUCCAGUCGCCUUAUACAGAUUACGUUUCUCGAGGGCAAGAAAAUUCUAAGAAGUGAUGUAAAACCCCAGGAAAUUCGAUGAUUGAAGUCGCUAAGUGGUCUAAAUUUACCUGAUUUAAGCUACUGCGAGUGUAGUGACUAAUUAUAUCAUAAAUCAACUCUUUUCUCGACAUUUUUUACCCAAUUUUUACUUCAAUUGCACUCUUAACCCAGCUUUCCAUCGUAUUUUCUUUUGAAGACCGUCCCCAGAUGAGUAACGGCCUCAUUCUGCCCAACUGGUCAUUUGUAAACCGAAUUUUUUGCUUCUAAUUUUCCGAGCAAAUGUUCCAAGACCUUAUAAUUGACGGGCUUGAUAAAACCUCAUGGUUUCAAGCAAAUGGGCGGGGAAAAAAGGAUUUUCAUUUAUAGCCAGAGGCCUUUCAAACUGUAGGCUGCAUUUAUAAAUCGGAAAAGUCAAAGUUGCCUGGGGCGUAAGGGAAUUUUAUGGAUAAAAAACGUAAAUUAUAGGGAUAAAACGUAUAAUUUUCAAAAUUAAUUUGCAAUCGUGAACUUUCAAGUGACAUAACGUAAUGUAAGGUAAUUAUCUGGACUUUUAGUCUUCAAAUGACAUCCUUUACACAUAAUCCGAAUUGAAAUUUAGGGGAAAUUAAACGAAAUAUCAAGGUAUUUAGAUGAGGGUAAGGUAAUUUAAAUUACUUUUAAUAUCAAACUAAUUGGCUUGUUGGUCUGAAUGACGCAAUUGCUCGCUAUAAUUAAACCGCUUUUGUUAUGCAAAAUUGUGAAGGAUCCGCGAAAUGACAACGGUCCAGUGUAAUAUAGGAUAGCAAAAAAAGGAUAUUCAAGCGAAAUACUAGCUCAAUUGAGUCGAUAAACUUAUUCUUGUACGGCUAAAAUACUAUUUUCAAUUUUUAUUUGACAUAAUACACUGUAUUUACAACAAUACGUUUUUUAUCCCUAAAAAAUUACGUUUGCAUCCAUAAAUCCCGUAGGGUCUUAUAACCCGUCAAUUUCCAAUUUUGAAAUCUCUCCUAAGACUUGGCAGGCCUCCGGUUAUCAGUUAUCAUCCUUUUUUCUCCGCCCAUCUUCUUGAAACAAUGAGUUUUUAUCAAGCCCAUCAAUUAUAAGGUCCGCGAACUGAACUUUUGCUCGUAAAAAAUUGGCAGCAAAAGAUUUCAGUUUACAAAUGACCAGUUGAGAAGAGCAGACCAUCAUGGAGCAAUAUUUUACCCAUCACUUUACUUUUGCCAUCGAAAACUCCCGUUUUUCCUGUAAAACUUAAUUUUCGUCCGGUUUUUUGUCCACAAACUCGCAUUUGGCCGCAGGAAAUACAAAUUCCGGCUCAAAAGUACGUAGGAAAGCCAGAAUAAAGAAAAGGGAACGCCCGCGACCCGCUCUUCACCGCAAAAAAGUACUUUCUCCACGAUUUUUUGUCAAAUUUCGUAGGCAUUUUUCCCACAAAAAUUCCCGCUUUUUUCGUCCGGGUUUUCUCGCGAUUUUCGGAAUUUCGCGCGCUUUCGCGAUUUUUUCGCACCUUAUUUUAGCUUCAAAAUGUCGGCCAUGGCUUCCUUGACCUUUUCUACGUCUGUUCCCGGCUUUAACUUUGAAUAUCCCCCUUUUGUCGGGUCAUUUUCCCCCAAUCCAGCAGAUUAUCCGCAAGAAUAAUGUCGGAAACGCGCUACGACUGGUGGUAUUCACGUUCUCCGGCCGCGAAAUCCGUAUUAGUUUGUGCUUAAAAUAAUUUGGAUUAAUUACGGUGUGAUGGGGGAUCUUUUUUUGGGGAAUGCGAUUUGAAUGUCAUGUGUAAUAUCGGAGGAAGCAUUUUUGGCCCUCAUUAUAGGAAGAGGCAAUGUGAUUAGGGCUUUUGAGGCGAUUUAUGGCGCUAGAUUAGGUGUAUUUUAGUUUUUUCCUCCAUUUAUAGCCGAAUUUUGCGAUAUUGUUUUAGUCAAUGUAUGUCGAGAGAUACUCGAAAAAAUUCAGCGAUUUUAUUAUAAAUUGUUGGCUGAGCUUAUGCAGGAACGCCUCCAUCCUCUUUUAGUCUUUGUUCCACACCCCUUCUUCUCAAGAAACCCUGUACUUUAUCUUUAUUUUCUUCGACUAUAAAACCUAAUCAUGUACAAUAUAAAUGUCUUCGCAAAUUACGUUUUUUGUCCCAAAAUUGAUUUGACGCAUUUAAGGUGUCUAAUAGGAUUAAUCCGUUGUAAGAAUUACCGGAUUUCGUCCGAAUUUCCGGAUGUUCUCCAUGCUCGUGGGGUUCGGAUUAGAAGCGGCGGAUUUACGGGGAGUGGCCAUGCUGAUGGGGGCUUAAACGCUAAUUAAAUGUAAUUUUUGGCCCUACCUUAAAUUGCGAAUUAAAAUUUGUGCGUCUAGCUCUCGCUAUCUCCUUGUAGAAUCUCAUUUUUGGUGUUGAUUAUGGCCUCGGAAGAUUUGUGAGUUUCUAAUCGGAUUCGAGUCUGAAAUGGGAUGUAAAUGAUUUUUAUAGAUAGUAAAAGCUGUAGUUAUGCUUCUAAUUUCAGCUCAACGUUACUGACGGAUCCGUCGUCCUCUCAAUUCGACGAACUCCUAGAUCCGAGCGCAACACAUUCGCCGCCGCGUAUUCGACGUCAAAGCCGACCCUGUCCCGAAUCCUCGAGCCUGAACUGCGUCCCGGAGCCAGUAAGUUUGUUUUGAACUUUGUUUUUUCCGUUUUUAGGACAGACUAUCGAUAUUUUCAUUAAAUUUGGCUCUGUGGUCAUGUGUAAUAUGAUUUGCUCUACUAUUUCGAUUUUUACUCCCGAAUUCUUGCAGCACCCGACCUCCAAGCGCAGUUCAGAGCCGUUGGGCUCAUCAUCGUCGUCGGGUGUGGCCACGCUGUCCAACUCGCAGGAUCUGGGAUCCGACAAUUCGAUGGACGACAGACCAGAUCGCUCGUUGCAGCCAGAUGAGCCUGAAAGAGGUCCUUUGAGGGAGAUUGACGAGCCAGUAGCAGGUCCGUCAACGGAGAUUGACGAGCCGGUAGCAGGUCCCUCGAGGGAGAUUGAUGAGCCAGUAGCAGGUCCCUCAAGGGAGGUCGAAGAGCCUGUAGCAGGACCUUCGAGGAAGAUAGAUGAGCCACCAAAAAUAAAUUUCUUGGAUCAUAAUGAACAACCGACAUCAGCUUCUUUUAUACAGAAAGACGUGACGAUUCCAGCCAGAGUGGCCGUGGCCCACCAAGUCUUCGACGAUAUAAACCCGUCUCCGCGGCCGGAGGCGCCUAUGAUAAACUUGUAUGAUCUUGCAAAUGAUGGUAAGCGAAAUUUUUAUUUUUGCAUUUCCGUUUUUAGAAAACAUGGAGCUGGACAAAGAGUUUCUCGAAUGGUAUUGCCGCCCGAUCAAGAACGACGUAUACGAAUUGCCGAUGUAUUUUGUGACGCCGUCUCGUCCCAUCCUGCCAUUGACCCGCGCCGUCUCUGGCGGAUGUAAAAACGCGUUCAUCAGUUUGGCAAAUCCCUUCCGAAAGAUUGUCUCGCAACGUCGCCGAAGGUUCGUCAAGUACGGAUUCAACUUGGAUUUGACUUGUAGGUUGGAUUUUUUUUGGAUUUUUUAUUGUUUUAGAAUGACGUAAUGUGAUGGUAACAGAUGAUGUAAUUUUUACUUCAUUUUUUGAUACGAAUUGUUUGUUUUCAGAUAUCACGGACCGAGUAAUUGCUAUGGGGUACCCAGCGGACGACGUUGAAGCUUUGUAUAGAAACGCCAUGAACUCAACGAAACGGUUUUUGGCCAAGUUUCACAAGGACAAGUUUUGGAUCUUCAAUCUGUAAGUUGCAUAAGAAAUUGGGGUUCUUUUGGUAAAUUGUGGGAAUUUAUUAGUUGGUUUUGGGUUUGGAAUUAUUAUAAAGGCGUAUCGGGAUUAAUUUUUUGUUUGAUUUAUAUUAUACUUGGUCAAAUUAUUUUUUUUUUUUUUUUUUUUGAAAUUGGCGGUUUUUGGGCCUUGUAAUUUGUUUUUAAAACCACUGUAAUGUUUUAUAACAUCUCUAUUUUCAGACGCGGCCGAUAUUCGUACGACCCCGGCCACUUCGGACGGUGUGUGACCUCCUUUGAAAUGGAGGAUCAUCAUCCACCGCGCCUCGAAUUCAUGGCCCCGUUUUGCCGUCAAACCCAACUCUGGCUCGAACAAGAUCCCCGACACGUGAUUGCGGUUCAUUGCAAGGCCGGCAAAGGCCGGACCGGAGUCAUGAUCUGCGCCUACCUCGUCCACAUCAACUUCUUUCCCAACCCACGCCAGGUCCUCGAUUACUACUCGAUUGUGCGAACAAUCAACAACCAAGGAGUCACCAUUCCCUCCCAACGCCGCUACAUCUACUAUUAUGAGCAUCUGCGCCGAAAGAAGCUGAAUUAUCUCCCAUUGCGGUGCGAAUUGGUCGGCAUCUUCUUGGAGGGCAUCCCAGAACACAAGGACCCCUAUUACAUCAAAGUCAGGGUGACCAAUGGAGAUGUGGUGGUGUUUGAAAGCUUGAUUAUUGAAAUCAAAAGAGAACACAUCGAGACGCAGAAGAAACACGAGGUUUUGACCUUGAAGUACCCAUAUCAUCCGUUGACGAGGGUUCAGCCUGAAAAACAGUUGAUUAGCCAGUAAGUCGGGAUUUUUUUCUUGAGGAAUCUGGGAUUUGAGGGCGUAGAGGAGUUUAGUGGAAGAAUAAAUAGAUCAGGGAGUGUGGAAAGGUUUAAAAGAGAAAAUUUUGACGGGUUGGGAGAAAAAAAUUUUUUUUUGGAGAAAAAGUGGGAAAUUUUUUGUGGUUUUUUGGACUGGAGGGAGAAGUCUUCUGUCCUAUUGAUGCUCUAAAAGGGUAUUCUUUGAUUGUGUUUUAGUGUUGGUUGGAGAAAUUCUCGGCAUUUCUUCUUUUUUUGAGAUUACAGCGGACCUGAUCUAGUGGCAAAAAACGUACCAUUUUGCAUCCGGGAAGUAUCAAAAAAUAUAGCAAAGUACCUCCCUCUUCGAGUGAAAAAACUCUGAUUUCAAAAGCGCACCCGCUCCUUUUUGAGGGACUUUUCAAAACGGAGUUUUUUCACUUGGAAAGGGAGGUAUUUUGCCACAUUUUUUGAUACUUCCUGGGUGCAAAAUGGUACGCUUUUUGCCACUGGAUCAGUUCUGCCACUGCAGACAUUUGAAUUUCCAAAUUUUUAGCAUGGCGUUUGGCUGGACGACCGGAGCAGACGGCUCGUCGGUGUUUUUGGAAGGCGACAUUCAAGUGGAACUGAUCUACUCGAACGCCGAAGACUUUGCAAAACAGCGUGCCCUCAACUCGUCGCCCUCAAAAAAGAAGAAAACGGAUUUGUACCACGACUUUGUCAAAAAGCCCCCUACAUUUGGUCAUGUUUGGUUCAACACGAUGUUCACGUGUCCCGGAUACUGCGAAGGGCAUUUUGAACAAUCGGAUGAGUCGAGAGUACCAUUGAGGCCGUCGGGUAAGAAUUUUUUUAGGAUUUUUAAAUUUUAUUUUGCUUUAGCGUUCAAACAAGUCAAUUAUAUCCGCCGCGCUCAAAAGAACGACCAACAUUGCCUGCAAAACGAUGAUAGAGCAAAGAGACACAACGAAGAGGAGUUGAAGUACAUCCGCGAUGACUUUAGAGAAGGAUGUCAGGCCAUCCGAAUGGACGGCGUCCCGAAACAUGACUUCCCAGUGGAGGAUUUACAUCAUCUACAGUUUGUUGACACCGAAGCGAAGAAACCGGUGUUCUCUGAAGUUAUCGACCAAAAAUUAUUGGUAAGGAUGUUUGAGGAUUUUUUUGGGAUUUUGAGGGGACAUUUUAUACGAAGGAUUUUGGGAUUUUUUUGAUUUUGGGAAAUUUUUUGAAAUUUAUCCGGGCCACAUGUUAUCGUGGUGUUGGAGAGGUUAGAAGAAAAAAAUUUUGAUCUAUACCACCAUUUGAAUCCAAAAAAAAAAUUAUUUUUUCCGAAUUUUUGGUUUUUAAUGUCCUUUAUAUUCGAUUAAUUUUUUUUUUUAAUUUUAGGCUACUUGCGUCAAACCAGCGAACGGCCAAGAUGCUCUGUACAACAGUGCAGUGAACGGGAUCUACGAAGACGCCGAAUCACACAAUUUGAUCGAACCGACUGAAGAAGGAUAUCAACAACACUUGUAUCGGAACAAAGUCCUGUACAAAGUGAAGGAAGAAGACGGACAAUUGGAUCUCGUUCCACGCAGGAUAAAGGAGAUUUUGCCGGACGACCAAAGGGAGCUGAAGAUUUCGAAGAGUCAGGACGAGCUUCAAACCAUGGCCCAUAACAUUCCCAGAGUCCGUGUCGCGGUCAACGAACCCCCUCGAUUGGAGGAACAUUGUCCGAGGGUAACACUGCCACUUUUAUACCCAAGACGUCCCCCGCCCCGCGAAGAAAUCAGCGAUAUGAUGCGGGUCGCCUUCCACAAUGGUCUGGUCGAAAAAUUCUACGAACCCAGGACCCUGGCUCCGCCCCCGAAAACCGAACAACAAAUCCCGCGGAGCACGAAACAGGCCAGAGGCACCGAAGGCCCCAUCAACCUCUACGCCCAAGUGGGCGAGCAUUAUCAAACCUUUGGCCGCUACGAAAUCGACGGCGCCCACAAAACCGCGAAUCCGGAGAUUACGGACAAACUCCGCCUGUUUGUGGUCACGAAAUGCAUCACCAGCGGAAAAGACAUGGCCAAAGCACAGGACUUUGUGAAAUUGACCCGAAAACGCCAAGAACGCAUCGAUUUCAUCGCCGAAACCAAGAGGAAAUUGAAUCAAAUUGACUUGAAAAUGCGGCAAUGCAAAGAGAUUUGCAAGUCCCAUACGGGUGUUGUAAAAAAGGUUGAAGGCCGGGAAGUGAAACACGCGUUUAAAACGAACCUCACCGAUACAAUUAUUAGGGUAAGGGGUGAGAAAAAAAAGAAAGAAAAAAGUUCGUCCAAGAUUUACGCAAGAUGUAUAGGUUGCGUUUUGCAUUAGCAAAAAAGAUUUUGACGUUGAAAUUUAACAAAAUUUUGACUCAUUUUUGUGAGUUGCGGUGUUGUAGAUUGGAAUUUUGUUUUUUUGUGGGGUGUGCAAUAUCGUUACGAAUGAUCAGUUUUUCCAUGCAUGAGUUGCAGAGAUUUAGCUGAAAAAACAUUUUUCUCUCUACCCAAACUUCUUGAUUUUAUGGCUUUUUCGUCGAAGAUCGAAGAGCAUCCCUACUGUGCUUUGCUGAGACACUCAAGAUACAGUGUGGGACCUGAUACAAUGGCAAAAAACGUACCAUUUUGCAUCCGGGAAGCCUAAAAAAUGUGGCAAAAUGCUUCCCUCUCCACGUGAAAAGACUCCGACUUCAAAACCAUGCCCGCUGUUUUUGUAAGGGAAAGGGCUUCAAAACGAAGUUUUUUCAUUUGGAGAGGGAAGCAUUUUACCAAAUUUUUGAUACUUCCCUGAUGCAAAAUUUUUUUGCCAUUGGAUCAGGUCCGCCACUGUAUCUUGAGUGUCUCAGCAAAGCACAGUAGGGCUAUUCUUCUUCGAUGUUUCUCCACGAAAAACUCAUAGAAUCAGGAAGUUUGGGCAGCGAGAAAAAUGUUUUUUCGGCUACAUCUUUGCAGCUCACGCAUAGAAAAAACUGAUUAUUCGUAACGAUAUUGCACACCCCACACUAAACAGAAUUCCAAUCGACAACACCGCAACUCACAAAACCGUGUUAAAAUUUUGUUAAGUUUUGACAUCAAAAAGAGACGUCGUUAAAUUUCGACGACUUCUUUGGGGAUUCCUAAUAAUGGAUGUCGAUUUCAGCUGCCCUUGGAAGAGGAUCUAACCGUGGAACAAGUCCUCGCCACAGAACAUGUUCCCAUGUUUCGAGAGAUCUUUCUGAAGAAGAUGCUGGACUUGAAAGCGGAAACCCAGAAAGAACUUGACGAUUUGGAGGCGUUGGAGGCCACAAAAAGCAUCAACAUCCGCCUCCAUCCCACACUCAACGGCGGCAAGGAUUUGCCCGGCGACAGAUGGGACAAACCCUCGGAUCUGUUCAACUUUCAAACAACCAAAGUUGUGGCGGCCAAGGAUAUGCGAAACGAAGACGAGGCAAUGACGGCAAAAUUCAAUAAGAACCCCAAAAUGGAUCCGCGAUACGAGUCGAAGUACUAUCGGAAGUUCUUUUACAGACAACGGCAGAACUCCCCGACAAGAUAUCCGAAUUUUCAUCAUCAGUAAGUCGACAGGUUUUGGAUUUUUUUUUGUGUUGUCUGGAAAUUUUUUAUCGUAUAAAAUGUCACUAGGGAGUAAAAUGAUCGUUUUCAUUGAUUUUUGAUCGAUAUUUUUGAAGAAAUUUUCUUGGUCGGAUAAUUGGAAAAAAAAAUUUUUUUCAGCUGCCCCAUGGACCAAAUGGAUCGACAAAUCUGCGCCUACUACCGAUGCCCGUUGGAAGAGCUCGAAUUUCCGAUUGAUGAACAUGGAAACCUGAUCCGAGCGGAGCCGGAGUUUGUGGGCAAUCAGGAAGACCAGGAGAAAGAGAACGUCACUCCGUUCCAACCCUUCCAAUUUGACGGUGUUAAUCGCCUAGAUCCGAUCCCACAACCCGACCUAAGCCUGCUAAAUGAAAAGGAGUUGAAGAAGUAUUUCCCACCAUACAAUGAACGACCCAUACCGGCGGAGACACAGCCAGAAGAGUCAGUUUUAGUUGAGAAUCUGCCGGCCGAAGCGCAACCAAUUCAGACAUCAUCAGCUUGCGAAGAAAGCCAGUCGGAACCAGCGGAUCCGCCAAAGAAAUGGUUCUGGAGACGGAAGAAGAAGGAAGAGCAAAGCCAAGAACAUCCCAGAACAUCAUGGACUCCAAUGAUGUCUCUGGAGGAGGAGAAGCAACUGCAAAGCAUUGUGGAUGUGAUCAAGGACGAUCGGACAAGAGUUGAAGAGCUGACGUUGUUGAGAAAUAAAGGAGUAAAAGAAGUAGGUUUUUUUUGGUUUUUUGAAGAUUUUUUUUGCUUUUUGGUAGUGUUUUUGGGCGUUUUGUGAAGUGAAAAUGAAGUUUGGAAGGCUGUGGAGGUUCGGUUAUGCUUUUGGAACGAUUUUUUUGUUUUUUGAAGAAAAAAUUUUAAUUUUGAGAUUUUUUGAUUUUUUGCAAAAUUUUUUUUGAGUGGUUUUUGUCUUGUAAUGGUGUUUUUUGACCUUUUUCAUAGUGUAUGUGAAAAUUUGAGGGCCCUAUAAAAACUGUGGGGCCUGUAAAUACUGUAAUUUCGAAGGAAAAUUUUAGUAUGGGAGUUUGAAGUUUCCUCAAAAUUUUUCUUGGAAAAGCUUAAGUUUUUAGUUAGUUUGUUGUAAAAAGGCUUGGUUGUGAUGAAUUUUCACUGUUCUUUUUGUGUUUUCUGCUUUUGUCAACCUUGGCGGAAUUGAUCCAGUGGCAAAGAACGAACCAUUUUGCAUCCGGGAAGUAUCAAAAAUGCGGCAAAACGUCUCCCUCUCCAAGUGAAAAUACUCUGAUUUUUAAAGCGCGCUCUCUCUCUUUUUGUGGGAGAAGGCUUUUCAAAACGGAGUUUUUAGUUGAAGAAGGAGAUUUUUUGCCUCAUUUUUUGAUACUUCCCGGAUGCAAAAUGGUACGUUUUUUGCCACUGGAUCAGGUCCGCCACUACCUGUUUCUGCUGUCUUUUUCCCCUUGUUUUCCCUUUAUUUUGAACGUUUUUUGGUGGUGAAACGGUCUCCCAUCUGUCGCUUUUCCCGUUUUGGCUAUUGUUUAUCGCUAAAUGUUGUGUUUUUUCUUUACAAAUCUAAAUUUGUUUUUUCAAAAAAAUUUUUUUUUGCUUGGGUUUUCAAAAAAAAUUUUUUUGGUUUGGAUUUCCGAAAAAAAAAAUUUUUUUUUGCUCUGAAUUUGAAGUCUUACUCAAAAUUUUGCACCAAAUUUUGCACCGGGUUUGCGCACAGAGAAGAGACUUGUGAUUCACGGCCAAUCAACGCUUCAGACAAUGCCCAACAAUGUGUGUGCUGACUUCAGACCGGCUCCGGAAACGUCACACCCGUCACGCUGACGCCCGAAACCUCCCAGGCCAGCGGCAAAGAGCCGAGAGAUUUUCAAGCUGACAUCGAGAGACGUCGACAACUCCCGUUCAACGAGAAGAAAUUCGAAGCCAACAUCGGGAAGACUCCGACCGAGCCCUGCGAACGCCUGUGCCAAUGCCUUUGCCGGGAGAAGAAGUGCAGCCUGGACUGCUUUUGCCAUGACUUGUAUCAAAUACAGAAGAGGCAGUUUGAUUAUGAGAAGGAGGAGGAGAGGGAUGUGGUCAUGCCAAUCAAGCGUCAAGCUGCUCCGCAGUUAAGGAAAUACAUUCCAUAA
This is a messenger RNA of Bursaphelenchus xylophilus (pine wood nematode), 11560 nucleotides long. NCBI's taxonomy places the organism in Eukaryota, Metazoa, Nematoda, Chromadorea, Rhabditida, Aphelenchoididae. The record is from the annotation of a GenBank genome assembly.